Molecule: messenger RNA, 1713 nt
Organism: Aspergillus candidus
Lineage: Eukaryota; Fungi; Ascomycota; Eurotiomycetes; Eurotiales; Aspergillaceae
Exons: 3
Coding region: 390-1511 (373 amino acids)
Biological process (GO): lipid metabolic process
Molecular function (GO): phosphoric diester hydrolase activity
Source: RefSeq, a predicted model, not a curated record
AAAUAACAAUAAUGACUCCAAUGAGUGGGGUUUGUUUCUCAACCUCCGGGCUGUGUUUUUCGCUGACGUGAAUGGACUGUUUUCCUUUUCUAAUUCUCUUUGUUUUUAUAUCAGCUCUUGUGUCAUUCUUGAUUCUUCCUGUGACACUUCAUUGCUAUUAUUAUUAUUAUUACUCUCUCUGAAACAUCUGGUGUCUUUGGUUCCUCCCCUUUGGACCCAUACUUUCUCCCCACGAGGGUCCAGCCAACUUGACAAGUACCCUUGCUCGUCAUUUUUCUCUCCUCAUCGCCGCUUCAUUUCCCUUUUCUUUGAUUUCACAUCCCUCGUGCAUCCUGCAAUAGAUCGAUAUUGUUCACCAUAGAGUAUCAUAUCAAAGCGAGCCACUCACCAUGCUCGGACUCGGCGUCUUAGCCCUCCUCCCCUUCGCGGCGUCCAAGGCCAUCUUCUCGCGCCAGACAGCUUGCAACAAUUCUCCCGACCUGUGCGACAAAUCCUAUGGCGAGAUUACCCAUCUGGGGGCGCAUGAUAGCCCGUUCGUGCGGGAUGCCUCGACGAGCUACUCGACGUUUGGGAAUCAGUACUUCGACACGAUCGUCCAACUCGACGCUGGCGUCCGGAUGGUCACGGCCCAGGUUCACAAGGAAAGCGGAGAGUGGCACCUAUGCCAUUCGCUGUGUGAAACCAUGGACGCAGGGAAACUGAGCUCGUGGCUGGGGAAGAUCAAGAAAUGGCUGGAUGAUAAUCCCAACGAGGUGGUGACAAUCUUACUGGUCAACUCGGACGACGCAACGGCGAGCGACCUGAACUCGGAAUUCGACAAGGCCGGUGUCGUCAAAUACGCCUACAAACCGACGUCGACAGCCGCCCCCAGCUCGUGGCCCACGCUGCAGAAGAUGAUUGACGACGGAACGCGGCUAGUGACAUUCAUCUCGUCGUUGGACAGCAACGCCGGUGCGCCGUACCUGAUGAACGAGGGAGACUACAUCUGGGAAAACGACUACGACGUCAAGUCGCCGUCUCAAUUCUCGUGCACACCCAAGCGACCCAAGGAAGUCGCCAACAACGUAGCGACCGCUAAAGCCUCGAACCGUCUUCCCAUGCUCAACCACUUCCUGUACGCCGGAUCCUCAGGCGUCAUCGACAUCGAAUACCCGAACGCGACCUACGUGUCGACGACGAACGCGCCGAGCGGCGGCGCGGGAAACCUCGGCGACGCCGCGAAGAAGUGCAAGGGCGAGUGGGGCCAGUCGCCGUCCUUCAUCCUGGUGGAUUUCUUCAACAAGGGCCCCGCCAUCGACACGGUGGACGACCUCAACGGCGUGAGCAACGCCGUCGGCCGCAAGGACCUGAAAGACGCGGAGAAGACUAGCGACGCGUCGACGUACCACAAUGUGUUCAAGGGUCUGGUCGACGUGGUCCAGAAAGCCAAGACGGGAGGCCAUCCCAGCAUGGGCGAAUGGGUCUGGGCUGGUGGAGAUUGGGGGAGCCUCGGCGGGGGGAUUGCCGUAUAGAUACUUAUCUUUUUUUUUUCUGUUUUCUUUGUUCUUUGUUAAAGCGGGAAGCUUGAUUGAUUUCGGUGGCAAGGAAUAUAGCGUUGCAAGAGGCUUUCCUUCCUUGUGUGAUAUUUUGUUUUGGCUUGUUUUAUUUCGAUUACCUUGUGAUACAUAUACAUGGCAGGGACAGACCGCAUCGGACCGGCGUUGCAGGGUUCGU